Molecule: messenger RNA, 304 nt
Organism: Candidula unifasciata
Lineage: Eukaryota; Metazoa; Mollusca; Gastropoda; Stylommatophora; Geomitridae
Source: the annotation of a GenBank genome assembly
UAUCAACACUCUUUACAAUGAUAACACUACUCACAGUGACAACACUCCUCACAGUGACAACACUCCUCACAGUGAUAACACUCCUUACAGUGACAACACUCCUUACAAUGACAACACUCCUCACAGUGAUAACACUCCUCACAGUGACAACACUCCUCACAGUGACAACACUCCUUUCAAUGACAACACUCCUCACAGUGACAACACUCCUCACAGUGACAACACUCCUUUCAGUGACAACACUCCUUUCAGUGACAGAAUUCCUUACAGUGACAACACUCUUUACAGUGACAACACUCCUUAA